Messenger RNA from Esox lucius (northern pike), 4754 nucleotides. RefSeq names its product C3a anaphylatoxin chemotactic receptor-like. The record is from RefSeq and is a predicted model, not a curated record. Gene Ontology annotation, cellular component: plasma membrane. The coding region runs from base 121 to 1095 and encodes 324 amino acids. Gene Ontology annotation, biological process: chemotaxis; inflammatory response; complement receptor mediated signaling pathway. The transcript is spliced from 2 exons. Gene Ontology annotation, molecular function: complement receptor activity; G protein-coupled receptor activity. Lineage: Eukaryota; Metazoa; Chordata; Actinopteri; Esociformes; Esocidae.
CAUUCCCCUAUCCCCCUAAGUAGAUCUUGGCAGACAGUUUUAAAAUUGUAUUUCUGAACUAGAACAAAGCACAACAAUCAUCUUACAGUCUGGGAUUACAGGUCAAAUACAAGAAUCACAAUGGAGGAGAAUGGCAAAUACACAUAUAAUGAUUAUUACAACAAUAGCCAGGAUUAUGUCAAUUACAAAAAUGACAAUGUCAACACUACUGAAGAGGAUGCUGCUUUCAUAAACAUUCAUGGAUUCUAUAUCUUCUACCUGGCGGUCAGCAUCCUCAUCUUCCUGAUUGGGGUUCCUGGGAACAGCCUGGUCAUCUGGAUCACUGGUCUCAAGAUGAAGAAGACUGUCAACACCACCUGGUACCUCAGCCUGGCCGUGUCAGACUUAAUAUUCUGUGUCACCUUUUCACUUUUUCACAUCAUCCUCAUUGUUACAGGGGGGUCCAUCUUGGGGGUUUUCAUGUUUAACUUCACCAUUGCUCUGAUAUUCAUCACCAUGUUCAGCAGCAUCUUCCUCCUGGUCAUCAUUAGUGUUGAUCGCUAUGUGUGGGUGGUGUUUCCAGUCUGGGCUCAGAACAACCGUACCAUCGACAUGGCCUCUAUUGUGGUGAUCCUGGCCUGGGUUUCAUCUGUUGCCCUCACCACUCGUUAUAUGUUUGUGGGUGAAAAAGACAUGGAGAAGAUAAUCUUGAGUCAGUUCAUUGGUGGCUUUGCAGUGCCCUUCCUCAUCAUCUUCUUCUGUUACUGUGUAACUAUCCUGAGACUGAGAACCAGACAAAUGAUGAACGUGUCCUCCAAGUCCCUCAGAGUAAUGACUGUCCUGAUCACCAUGUUCUUUAUCUGCUGGCUGCCCUUACAUGUCUUCAUGCUGUUAGAUCAGUACCACAUAUAUUCCAGCCCAGAGGUCAUAAUACCUGGACUACUGGUCGCAAUAAUGUUAGCCACAGUCCCCAGUUUCCUCAGACCAGUGUUGUAUGUUUGCAUGGGGAAUAACGUCCCACCGACACUCAAGAGGUCCAUAGUUGGUAGGAUUGAGAAUGUCCUUGGAGAGGAAGACCCCCCCACCACCAGCCAUGAAACAUCCACACAUCUCUAAAACUCUCUGAGGAUGAUAAGGCCUCAGGGGCUGUGGAACACAGUGUUGUUAAGCAAUGCUUAACUUUGGUGACAUUUCUAUUAUAAAUGUAUGUUUUCUUUUGAAGGCCUGCAUUUAAAUAACUGCACAACAAGUUUGCUUUUAAAGUGGUUGAGGGUUAACCCGAGAUUGAUGGUAUCUCUUUUUGCUAAUUGUAUAAAUAUUACCUUAAUGAAGAAUGGAAUUUGUCUACAUAAUAAAACCAUACAGCUCACAUAUCCAUAUUUACCUUACAAGACAGCCAUCCAGUGGUCUCUUCAUGGUCUCCAAAUGUAAAAAAGUCACAGUAAAACAGUAGAUAACAGAGACAUGAUCACAGAAACUCCCUACCACACUGCAUUAAUCAAGCAAACAGACAGAUUACCAUUAAAAGACACUUAAUAGGUUUGUGCAUUUUGCGGGGUUUGCUUAUUCUCAGAUCUGUAUACAUUUUAUUCAGCAAGUCUUCCAAUAGCGUAAGAGAAACAGGAACUGGUAAUUGGUAUAUUCGGACUGGAGGGAGGAUGUGCUGCAAUCUACAGCUUUUUGUUUUUCUAUAUAUUUUAGCACAUUUUUGAGUUGGUCUUUAUAAAUUCCAUGGCGUCUACACAAUGUGUGCCAUGACAACAAAAGAGUACCCAACAUAAAACCCUACUUCACCUUCCUCUCUCUCCCACUUUUACAGUUGACUCUCACUUCCUGUCCUUCCGUCAAGUCUCCUCCCACCAAUAAUAAUAGUAUGUUGUCAUCACCCCUCUCCCUCCUUCUUCUCCCAGCCUCCAGCUGUUUCCUUCAUCAGUAACCACUCCCACCCUCCAUCUGUUUCCUUCAUCAGUAACCACUCCCACCCUCCAGCUGUUUCCUUCAUCAGUAACCACUCCCACCCUCCAGCUGUUUCUUUCAUCAGUAACCACUCCCACCCCUGUACUGUAAGUUAUGUCAUGAGUGUUAAAGCAGAGGUGUGGAAGAUUUAAAAAAUAUUUUUUUGAUUGUUUCUAAAAUAAUCUCAAUUAAUGUCUGCUGUUAUUGCUUUGUCCAAAUAAUGUGAUGUUUUCAAGAUUGUCUCUCAGGAUCAAUAUAAAUAUUUCCAUGUGUUUCCUUAUUUGCUGUGCCAUUUUGCUUGUCUCUUAUAGAAAAAAAUAUUUUGCAUUUGCCGAUCAAGGACAAACUGCAUCAACAAAGAGGAACAGUGAUGGAAAGCACAGCAUUGAAGGUUUGAAUGUUGGUCAAAGAAACAUAAAACCUGGUCCCCUGAACAAUGGAGAAAAGCAUUAUGUUCAGAUAUCCCACUGGACACAGUUCAGGACUACUAUAACUGCAUUCCAAAAAGGAUUGGAUCUGUUCUCAAGGCAAAGGGAGCCACUACUCCUUAUUAGGUCCUUGAAAUUAAUAUAUUGUUAGGUGUUUAUGUCCACCCACUGUUUGUACUGUUAAUUGACCAUCAACCUAAUGUGACCUCUGCAGAUGUGUUUGGGAUUUAGAAACUUCAAAGUAUCAGUCCUUUUCCAUGUGGUGUUUCUGUUAUUUUGAGUACCCCUGUAUAAGUAAAUGCCUUUUCUCAGAAAGACAGGAUGGGCUGUGACAUUCAAUGGCGACCUUAGACAUUUAAAUGCUGAUUCUGUAUCUUAAAGACUACUAAUCUCCAUUGCAGAAUCUGGCCAUUGGUCACAUUCUUACAUCAUGGUAAAAGACCAGAUUCUAACAUUCAGCCCAAUAUUGAGUCAGUAAUCCAUGGAUGAGUCAAUAAUCACUGGAUGAGGCAGUAAUCCAUAGAUGAGGCAGUAAUCCAUUGAUGAGUCAGUAAUCCAUUGAUGAGUCAGUAAUCCAUGGAUGAGGCAGUAAUCCAUGGAUGAGGCAGUAAUCCAUAGAUGAGGCAGUAAUCCAUGGAUGAGGCAGUAAUGCAUGGAUGAGGCAGUAAUGCAUGGAUGAGGCAGUAAUCCAUAGAUGAGUCAGUAAUCCAUGGAUGAGGCAGUUAUCCAUGGAUGAGGCAGUAAUGCAUGGAUGAGGCAGUAAUCCAUAGAUGAGUCAGUAAUCCAUGGAUGAGUCAGUAAUCCAUGGAUGAGGCAGUAACCCAUGGAUGAGGCAGUAAUGCAUGGAUGAGGCAGUAAUCCAUAGAUGAGUCAGUAAUCCAUGGAUGAGGCAGUAAUCCAUGGAUGAGGCAGUAAUCCAUAAAUGAGGCACUGCCACAUGUCAAAUCAAAUUCAGCAGUCUAUGGAACCCAGAGAAACGUCUACACUGUAUUCCUGAUAAAUUUGAUGUUAUUUUAAUGGACAAAAUAUUGCUUUUCUUUCAAAAACAUUUCAAUUUCUAUGUGGCCCCAAGUUAUUGAACGGUAUUCUACCUAAAGAAAAUAAUGUACACUACUAAAAAAGAAAUUCUGACAACCAAUAGUACUUGGUACAUUUAAAAAGAUCAUGAGACAGGAAACAGUUCCAUUUCACAAACUUAAAGGUAUAGUUCAACCUAAUUGCUUCUUUGAUAACUAAAUUUAGGUAAGAUGCAUUUCCCCCAAACAUGAAUAUAGGUCAAACUGUCAAUUUAAGAAAUCUCACUGUUCAUCCCUGCUGCCUCUGAUCUUGUGGAAUAUGUGCAAUAAGGAUGGUUGGAGUUUGUGCACUGUCUGAGUUUAUUUAUAAAGGAAUGAAGAAAUAUAUCAAAUCAGUCAAAAAAUAUUUUUUAUAUAAGAUAAUAAAAGUUAACAAAACUUGUUAAAUACAUCUGUUUGGAAACCCAGAUUAGGGAAUCUUUAUUCAUCUAUAUAACUGGAUAUUUCCCCACCCCAUUGAAUACCUGUCAAUCUGAAGUGUGUCUGAUAAUCUUUCCUUUAUCUGUUUUAGUGAAAGUCUGCCCUCUUCUGGGUGCUCGGCAGAAUGCACCAUGUCAAGGUGGUGAAGGUCUCUGUUCAUUGGUACGUUUGCUGGUCACUCAUGAGAGUGUUCUGUAUGGAAUCCCAGGAAUGACAAAUGUCAAUAAAAUGUCAUGACAGUGAUCUGGGUACUUUAGGCUAGUGAUGGCCAAACUAAGUUUCAUUAGUGUAAUUUUAGCGGCAGGAUGUUAUGCUGGCAGCCCUCAGCUUUUCCAAUAAAAGCCAUAAGUCCAAUAAAAGCCAUAAUUUAUAUUUAUAAGGCCAUAUAGUUAAAAAUCUAGUCUGUAAAAACAUAAUCUGAGUUAGAGCUGCUAGCACAAUAUCGUGCUGCUAGAAAAACAUUAAUGAACGCAAGAAUGGCCAUCACAACUUUAGGCAAUAUUUUUAUAUUAAGAAUUAAGUCAAAUAAAUGUUAACACUUUUUUUAUUUUUUCUAUGAUGUGAGAAGCCUGAACUAAAGCUCAAACAUUCAAUGAAAAGGUUAUUGGUGUAUUCCUAAACGUUAGCCCAACUUGCAUAUAGUGUCACAUGUUUCUGUAGGCCUUACUUGUAAAUGUCCAGUUUAUCCUCUCGUCCUUACGUAUUCUGUUGAAGGCCUAGUUCUACCCUAUCAAUGCUUUCAGUAGAACCAGGGAAUCUGGCUUAUACUCUUUGUAAUAAACUCUUUAUAAAUGGUUUAUAGGGUAAUCUGGCCCUCCAAGUAUUUCUUUUAAUCAUUUUUUCCAAUAUAAAAAGUACUUUUUACAUUGCACUGUUAGGAGAAUAUAACACCAAU